AUGAAAGCAUCAAAAAAGAUUUCAUCUAGUCGUGCACAUAUAUAAACAAAAUCAUUCAUACUAAAUACAUUGUAAAAUUGUUAGUUUAUAUACUCUAUUUUAGGGACAAGUCUUAAGAUUCGAUUGUUAUGAAGAAAUCACCUUCUGAUAAUAAGUUAGUCCAAACUUAAAAAGAAUAUAUUAUGAUAUAACCAAAACUUGUUGAGAUAUUUGAUGAUAAUAAGACUAAAAAAACAGAAUUACACUUUGAGAAUUCUAUUUCUCAAUUGAAAACAGUCUAAAUAAUAUAAGCAAAGGGAUAAGACAAUAAAGAGACUUCAAUUAACAGUGAUAGAAAAUCGAAUAGAAAGGAAUCGAUGAAGUAAAUUAGUUAUUUAAAUACAUAGACAAUCUUUGAGGAUAAUUACUUAACUUUGA
Messenger RNA from Paramecium primaurelia, 417 nucleotides. NCBI's taxonomy places the organism in Eukaryota, Ciliophora, Oligohymenophorea, Peniculida, Parameciidae. The record is from the annotation of a GenBank genome assembly.